Molecule: messenger RNA, 1800 nt
Organism: Ictalurus furcatus (blue catfish)
Lineage: Eukaryota; Metazoa; Chordata; Actinopteri; Siluriformes; Ictaluridae
Gene: thpo
Product: thrombopoietin
Exons: 5
Coding region: 101-685 (194 amino acids)
Biological process (GO): cell population proliferation
Cellular component (GO): extracellular region
Molecular function (GO): cytokine activity; hormone activity
Source: RefSeq, a predicted model, not a curated record
CACAUUGUAAAAUACGGUGCACACACACACACACACACACACACACACACACACGUUCUGGUGGCUCACUCUCACUUUAACGCCAACUUUCUCCAAUGGAAUGGAAGACGAUCAGCGAGUGUGUCGCGCUCACGCUUUCACACAAGCUCUGUUUCUCCUGCUGAGCCUGGUUUUGUCCGAACUACCUCACCCCGAAGCCAAACCUCUGGACUUUGUGUGUGUCAGCGAGGCGAGGAAGGUCAUGAACAAGGUGAAGGAUUUGCAGCAAGACCUGGCCCAGUGCAGCCCUGCAGCGUUUCUCCCUGCUCCAGUCCGAAUUCCCUGCAUCAGGGUUAACUUAUUGACCUGGAAAAGCAAACCUAUCCCAGAGCGCAGAGCUGAGAUCCUGCAGUCUUUGAGGAUGUUGGCGCAGGACAUUCACCAGGCCAGGAAUGGAAGCCAAGCCGAAUGUGCGCUCAGACUGCUGGGCCGCCUCGAACACAACAUCAACAACUACAUCCACACAGUGAGACAGCUCCACGCCCAGAGUGGACUGGAUGGGCCGAAAGUUCCAGAGAUUUCAGUUCAGUCCGUCACCCAGGAUCUAAGUCGGGUUCUGCAACACUUUGACCGUCUGAUCUCCAGAAAACUGGAGUGGCUUGUUAGUGAAAUGGCGAAAGAGUGUGAGACUAAAACAGACACCUAAAAACCAGAAGUGAGGCAUCUGGGACAGGAGAACAGAAGGUCAGACACUUGACAGGACGCCUACUGAGCCUACGUAGAAAUAUGGAGAUAGAGCGCCAUCUGCUGGUGAAAGAUUCCACCAUUUCCUUGUGCACUUUUUUUGAGUCCAGAUGGACAUUAGAAGGCUGCAAAGAAGACUAUAAAUGGACGUGCUAAACACUUUCACCUUCUUCUGGACCUUAUAUAUAAUGUAAACUGUAAAACAUUAUUUUUUAUACAGAGAUAUAGUAUUUUCCUUAAUGUCAUUAAUGCACUCCUUUGUAAUAACAUAACUCCAUUUACACUUCAUCACAAGAUGUAAUUAUUUUGUCUUCCUGCUGUGACUAUUUAAGUGUACUUUUGUGUUUCUCUUCUGCUCGUGUUACUAAUUUGAUAAAUUUGAUAAAUUUUACUGGAAUAGUACAGCCAAAAUACCUCCCAAAAAUGACCAUAAAUGUAGCCUCGCUCUGUGUCUGAUGUUUCCUUCUAUACCCUGUGAAAGAAACAAUAGAAGCCCUCAUAGAAUUUGUAAUGGUAUUAACGGCCUUCUAUUGGUAGCAUGUUAUGUCUAGUGGAUACCAUUAAGAACCAAUAAUGGUAAUGGUAAUAAUUUUAAUGGUUAGCUGAAGGUUUGUAAUGCUAUUUGUAGUGGAAACCAUUAGAAUUUCUUUAAUAGCUUCUGUUGUUUUUCUUAAGCAGGGUAGUUUUGACAGGCUAUUGUAGCUAACAAGUAACUGAAGCUUACAGCCACUAGUUUAGCAUUGCAUACUAAAUCUGUAGGUUGUCUGUGUGAAAUUGUGUAAAUAGCCCUUACAACGGCUUCUGUCUGUUAUUCAACAACUGUAGCACUUAAUGCUAAUAUUAAUAUCCACUGGAGAAAUGUCCUCGGCUCAAAGCAUUAAACCAAAAUAAUAAACAUUUAUACAUUUUUUUUGUGACGCUAAAUUAAGUGCUUUAUCAUUUUAUAAAUAAAACAUGUGACCUACGUGUACAGAGUGCAGACUUGUCAGACAGGUCAUAGCGAUGUGACUUUUGCAAAUGGCUGCCGAUCGCUAUGUCAGUCCGUUUGCUGGGAAUGGAUUAAAGUUUCUGUUUCAG